Molecule: messenger RNA, 1629 nt
Organism: Microthlaspi erraticum
Lineage: Eukaryota; Viridiplantae; Streptophyta; Magnoliopsida; Brassicales; Brassicaceae
Source: the annotation of a GenBank genome assembly
AUGGGUUUUUAUGAAGGAGCCUCUGUUCAUCCACGGAAUUCAGACACAAAUCUCCCAAUUCUCACUUCUUCAUCGUCUCCUUUAGCUUCAGAUCUCGGCGGAGAAUACAAUGACAGAGGACUCAAAACCCUUUUGAAAAAAAUGAUCUUUGAUUUUGGCUCUUGUUUCCUUCCUCCAUCGAGCUCAAUCGAGAGAUCCGGCAGCAAUGGAAAUAGCGGAGGCGGCGGAAGCAGCACCAGCGGCGGCGGAGGAGAGAACAACAAGGCGUGGCUUUUGGCGGAAACAGCUCCGGAAAAUAUGAAUCCGGAUCCUCACUCUGUUCACUCCUCCUUUAGAUUCAGUCUCUGUUCACAUAUUGAGCUUGAGAAGCUGAAAGGAGAAGAGCCUUCGCUUUCCGCUUCCUCUUCUUGCCGGAAUCUCUCUGUUUCCGGUGGCUCCACGACGGUUCUGAUGGUGAAUCUCGAGAACGGAGUUAAGGAAACCGGAAAAUCGACGGAUGAUUUGCGGUGGACGAGAGCUCGGUCGCUGGAAAAGAGCAUUUCUCCGGUGGCUAAUACAUUGGUCCGAUUCAGCUACGACGAAAUCGUCGCCGCCACUCGUAACUUCUCCAAAGGGAGAGUAUUAGGAAGAGGAGCUUGUAGCUAUGUGUUCAGGGGUAAACUCGGGAUUUGGAAAACAGCUUUAGCAAUCAAGAGACUUGACAAAGAAGACAAAGAAUCUCCAAAAUCCUUCUGCAGAGAGUUGAUGAUAGCAAGCUCUCUUCAUAGCUCCAACAUUGUGCCUCUUCUUGGAUUCUGUAUUGAUCCUGAAGAAGGUCUAUUCUUGGUUUACAAGUAUGUCUCUGGUGGUAGCCUUGAACAUUAUUUACACGAUAAGAAGAAGAAGAAGAAAGGUGUGAAAUCCGCUUUUGGCUUGCCUUGGACAGCAAGGUACAAGGUUGCGUUAGGUGUUGCAGAUGCUAUUGCUUAUUUGCAUAAUGGAACAGAGCAAUGUGUUGUUCAUAGAGAUAUUAAACCUUCCAAUAUUCUUCUUUCCUCAAAGAAAAUUCCAAAGUUGUGUGACUUCGGUUUAGCUACUUGGACCGCUGCUCCUUCUGUUCCUUUCCUCUGCAAGACUGUGAAAGGCACAUUCGGAUAUCUAGCUCCUGAGUAUUUCCAACAUGGCAAGAUAUCAGACAAGACCGAUGUUUACGCGUUCGGGGUUGUGUUGCUUGAGCUAAUAACUGGUAGGAAACCAAUAGAACCAAGAAGAUCAUCUGGUGAAGAAAAUUUGGUUGUUUGGGCGAAACCGUUGUUGGAUAGAGGGAUAGAGGCUAUAGAGGAGCUUCUUGAUCCGAGGCUGAGAUGUACAAGAAAAAACUCUGUUCACAUGGAGAUGAUGAUCCGUGCCGCAGCGGCGUGUGUGACCAACGAGGAGUCUCGGAGACCGGGAAUGGAAGAGAUUGUUUCGAUCUUGAAAGGUGGAGAAGAAGGAUUAGAGCCAAGAACAUACUCGAGCAGGAAAACUACAAAUCUAAUCGACACUUAUACACAGUUGCAACAGACUAAAUCAGAGAUGAAAUGUCAUCUUGAUCUUGCAAUGCUUGGAGUAACCGAGUUUGAAGACGAUGAUCGUUUGUACGGACGGUGA